AUGCGUCCUCACAUCAUCGCUCUUCGAGUCUUCGUCCUUGCUCUUCAAUGGGCCCAUUUAGCUUUGACCGAGAAUGAUGCCGAGAGAAGCCCUCUUUGCAAGAAGAUAGAAGAUGAGGGCCACGAGUUGACAGCCGAGCAAGCCAGCUCGAUAGUCGGUCCAUGGGCCCAGGCCCAAUUCGACGAAUGGAAAUCUGUCGACUCAAGAGGUCAUUUUUGGACUUGGCUGCAUCGCAAAUGGGCGCCAGACGCAGCGGAUUCCAUAAUCAACUGCAAGCUGUCUUCAAAAUGCUCGCCCGUCACAUGCCGAUUCAUUGAUGAUCAACAAGACAUAGAGGAUCAAUGGAGCGCUUUCUGGACUCUUGAGAUGGUCACCAACUUGCACAAUAUGGCUUGGGAGAUUAGAAAUUCUAAUCAAGAAGCAUGGCUCAGCGUACGCGGCGAUCUGGCAACCAUCAUGGGAAAAUUCUCGGAUGGUAGCAAUAUUGAGAAACACAAAGCGCAGCACGAUCGGCACUGGAAGAUUGCAAGUCAUAUCAUCACCACAGUCGCCAUGCUACUUUCUGCUAUUGGUGUUUGGUUGAGUGCUGGUGCGGGUGUUGGUAUCAUAAGCGCUGAAGCGGCUGUUGGAGCAGCAGCGGAGGCUGCGGGAACGGCAGCGCCAGCAAAACUCUUGGGAACUUUGACAGUCGAGCAGGUCAGAAUGAUCAGUUCUUCAGCAGGUCUGUUUGGCACCACAGGUACAGCUGCUCUGAACUUUGGAACGGACAUGAUCGAGGCCAAAAAUUACGUAUCCAAGACGACCAGCAUGCUUGAGCAUUCCCAGAAGAUGAACCAGGACCGCAUAGUGGACAGAUUCGACAGCUACCUCAUGAGCUUGUUUGCCGGUGACCAAAGCCUUAUCGACAUGAUCCAACAGGGUAGAUACACAAACUCGACUUCUGUUCACACUCCCAACAUCAACACGGCUCUUCGACAACAAUGGGCUGCAUCUUAUAUAUCCAGCAUCUGGAACGUCGAAAGGACUUAUAUCGUCAUGGCCAAUACCAGAAACUGCGAAGCCGACUCGCGAGGAUUCAAGGGUCUACGUGUCUGUUUGGAAGAAGCACCAAAGUACGUCUUCUAUGCCUUCUCAAAAUCCAUCGUUCGAGAGGGCACGAAUCACAAGGCCUUGAUUCGGGGUCCCAUCGGUCACAAAGAGCUCAAAUCGUUUACCGGCUUUACUUUGAAAGAUGCCGUGCGUGCCUCUUAUGUGUACUCCAUGCGUCACGGUUAUAGUGCCAAACAAGGAGCACCCGAAUCGGAAGACAUGCUUGAUAGCUUCUAUGGCCCGAAGUCAAUCGAGGCAGGCGGCAGAGCUCAUGGAUUGUUCAACAUUCCCAUUCUGUAUUCUCCUGGAGGCCAGGCCAUAUCGUCCAUCAAUUCCAGACACAAUCGAAAUUAUCCAUGCAUGGCUGCAGCGCUUCCAUGGUCGACAGAACAUCACAACCGCGAUUCCUCUCUGGAAGCAAGAAAUUCUGGGAGUGAGAAAUGGGCUGACAACGAUCCCAAGACCAUGUUCCAAUUCCUCAACGUCACCGGAUUCUACAAGUCCGGGGACUGGUGGAGCUAUUGUACCUGCAGCCGAAAGCACCAUGGGAACCACUGUCGCGGCAACAAGAAGAUCAAUUGGGAGGGCAAGUUCGGGCCGGACCAGUACAAGAAGAUCCAUCAUCCAUUCAAGGAAUGCAAAGGCCGUAAACACGAUUUUGUGGGUUGUGAGAGACCCAACAACAAUGGCUACGAUAAGAAUAAGUGUGGCGGCAAGCACAAUAUCGCGCUUGGACUUGCAGAAGGCGAUGUCCAGGGGUAUAACGAGACAGCAUUCGAUUUGGAAGGGAUGUCGGAUGACGCAGCCGAUCCUGGAGAUAGUGAAGACGAGGGAGACCAAUCGGACUGGACUGAUGGAGAAGACGAGAGUGAUGAUGAAGAGGAAGGCGAUGAUUCCGAGCUGCCGGCUUCUCAGGAGAACAAGACCACCAACGUCGCUCCGUCUCGUGCUUGA
Molecule: messenger RNA, 2043 nt
Organism: Aureobasidium uvarum
Lineage: Eukaryota; Fungi; Ascomycota; Dothideomycetes; Dothideales; Saccotheciaceae
Source: the annotation of a GenBank genome assembly